CCUAAUUAAACAGUUAUCAGCAAUAUGUUUCGAACUACAACAUUACUAAAGCUUGUUUCGUUCCGUCCUUCCCGUUUUAUUUCGAGCGCCUCAAAUAAACCUGGAAAUUUAGACGGAAGAGUAGCAAUUGUCACCGCCGGAACAGAUGGAAUAGGUCUCGCAAUAGCAAAAAGACUCGGGCAGAAUGGAGCCAAUGUUGUUGUUAGCAGUCGAAAACAGGAGAAUGUUGAUCGUGCAGUUGAUGAAAUGAAGACACUCGGAUACAAGGCAUCCGGUGUCACUUGUCAUUUUGGAAAACCAGAGGACAGGAAAAAGCUCGUCGAAUUCACAAUGAACGAAUAUGGCUCCAUAAACAUUCUUGUUUCAAACGCAGGCGUGAACCCACAUCCCUUCGACAUCAUGAAUACGCCUGAAAGUGUAAUUGAUAAGACCUUAGAACUUCACAUCAAGGCAAAUUUUCAAAUGAUUCAAGAAAUUACUCCGUUUAUGGCUAAGAGUGAUUAUCAGGGAUCUAUAGUACUCACAUCAAGUAUAGCAUCUUACGUCACUCACCUUUACCCUGGCAUCUACGGCAUUACGAAAGCUGCGGUGAACGCCAUGGCACGUGGAUUUAUGCCGGAUUUACAGAAAUUAAACAUCCGAAUAAAUUGCAUACCCAUCGGUGGAAUUGAAACAAAAUUUCUUCAAGAAGCUAAGAAAAAUUCGGAAGCAAAAGAAAUAUUCCUGAGCCAUUUGCCCAUGGGAAGAUUUGGGACGCCCGAGGAAUGUGCUGGACUUGCAGCGUUUUUAGCAUCGGACGACUCCAGCUAUAUUACUGGAGAAAAUUUUGUUAUCGCUGGCGGUGUUUACACGAGGCCUUAAUUAAGGUAAAUAAGUGAACAUCACUAGAUAAGCUCAAAACACGCAAAAUGUUCGAAAGCAUGAAAUGCUGUUUUAUAGGACUUAAGAUAUGGUAUAUAUAUGUGAUAGUAGAAUAUAAGAACUUUUUCUGACGAAUAAAUGAUUUAAUUUUUUUUUAAUUUUUUGCUUUAAACAGUACCAAACAAUACAAAAUGUUGAAUAUCUAAAUCAUUAAAGUAGGUAUAUUAGUAUAUACAAAUGCAGUGCCAGUAUUAUAGUACACGAUGAUUCAAUAUGUUCGUGAAUUCAUAUCGUCUUACAAAAGUUUAACAGAAAAGUAAUAUCAUAUCCACGUAAAUAGUUUUUAAACAUGUAGUGGAUUGAUACUAUUGAUAGAUAUGCUCAAUUAUGGGACAUGAAACGUACAUAUGGAUGGUUUUGUUAUUAUUAUGUUGUUGUUUUUCUUCAUUUCCUUGUUAGCAUUUUUUUGUUUUGAAAAAAUCGCAUUUCUCAUUAACCUCAGGACCAAUUGCUUUCAAAUUUUUAGUGAUUAAAGAUUGUACAUUUCGCUAGAAGGCUAUCACUUUUAUUUUUAUUUUUGUGGGUUCUAUGGGAUUCGUUUUUUGUGUGCGAUGCCGCCAUCAAAUUCAAAAAGUGCGCAUCUUAUGUCCAUAGUCUACUGUGAUAGAUUGCAUACCCGUACUAUCUUAUUUUGGCUUUCGUGUCCAUAUAUUUGAGCAUUGCUGUGUUUUCUGUGAAACUAUUUUUCCUAUUCUUUUUAUGGGAUCCAUCAGAUUGUUAUUUUAUUUCACCUGGUCGCUGAUUUUUUUAAAUUUCAGCAACAAACAGAUUUUACGCGAGUUGAAUUCAAGUGGCUGCUUUACACUAUAAUCCAUGUAUAUUUAUAAUUUCCAAUUUAUGAAAUAAGAAACAUUCAAAUUGUACAAAUGUUUGAUUUCAAAAUCACUGCAUGCAAUAUAACGCACCAAUAUGAAGUUCUCUUCAGUUUCUGCUUCUACAGCCAUGCUAAAUGAUCCAUAUCAUGGUUUAUUUUGUGCGAAAUAUAUAUAAUUAACAUUUCCAGUAAAUUAAAAGUUGACAAUAUCGGGCAUAAAUAAAAUGAAUCUUGUAUCACUAGUU
Messenger RNA from Styela clava, 1980 nucleotides. Its product is annotated as dehydrogenase/reductase SDR family member 4-like. Gene Ontology annotation, molecular function: carbonyl reductase (NADPH) activity. The record is from RefSeq and is a predicted model, not a curated record. Lineage: Eukaryota; Metazoa; Chordata; Ascidiacea; Stolidobranchia; Styelidae.